AGUGUUGCUGCUGGUUGGAUGCUCCGUGGCCUGUGUUCCUCCAGCUGCACACCGCGUUAUCUCUGACUGCAGCAUCGGAACUGUCUCCGAGCUCCUGAAGCUGCUCCUCCUCCUCCUCUCUCUCGCUGAAGAUUGAGCUUCACCCCGGACUGCAAUUUCUUCCCCUGUGCAACAUCUGUGAGCGCAGCACUCUCUUUUCUCACCCACACCCUUUCCCGUUUCUUCUCUCAUCUCGGGAUUAAACUGUCGGUUUGCAGGAAGUGAAGGGAAGGGAGGUGAAUUCCGAAAAUGUCUCUCAGUCGGCAAGCACAUGCCAGAUGCAGUUCAAUGUGAGGUGAAAGACUUCUGAUGUGAAAAAGACAGGGGGAGCAUUGUUAACAUGGUGGUGUACGGGAUGCACAAAAAGUCCAGUCAAUGAAAGUCGUCAGACAGGUGCAGCAAGCGAUGAGAAAGGCAAGUGGUAUAUUUCUGAAGAAGGGUCUAGGCCCGAAACGUCAGCUUUCCUGCUCCUCUGAUGCUGCUUGGCCUGCAGUGUUCAUCCAGCUCCACACCUUGUUACCUCGUGUUUUCCAGCAUCUGCAGUUCCUACUAUCUCUGGGGAGGAUUCGCAGACAGAAACACCUGCCCAACCAACUGGCAUGUCAAGAUUUGCCAGAGUAAUCUGGCGGAAUCCAGGAGUAGGAAUGUUUGUCUGAUCGUGUGUGGAGCAUCUGGAAAAUAGCACUAACACACACCUCCAGUGAGUGUAGACUGCGUAAAGAACGCUAACCCAGCCCGAAGAGACAUCAGAGAAUUCACAGCGAGGAGAGACUCGGGAUGUGAAUAAGGCUGUGAAGCUGGGCAGGCACUGGGCCAUGGAGAAACCGUGGAAGUGUGCGGACUGUGGGAAAGGGUUCCUCUCCCCGUCUGCACUGGAGACCCACCGGCGCGUUCACACUGGGGAGAGGCCGUUCACCUGCUCCACCUGUGCUAAGGGCUUUGCCCAGCUGUGCAGCCUGCUCUCACACCAGCGGGUCCACACGGGGGACAGGCCGUAUACCUGCUCCGUGUGCGGGAAGGGCUUCGCACACUCGUCCGCCGUGCAACGCCACCAGCGACUCCACACCGGGGAGAGGCCGUUCACCUGCCCAGUGUGUGGGAAGGGCUUCAAUCAGUCAUGCAGCCUGCAGUCACACCAGAGGGUCCACACCGGGGAGAGGCCGUACUCCUGCCCCGUGUGCGGGAAGGGCUUCACCCACUCCUCUGCCAUGCUGAGGCACCGGAGGAUCCACACCGGGGAGAGGCCGUACACCUGCGGCCUGUGCGGGAAGGGAUUCGGCCAGCUGUGCAGCCUGCAAACCCACCGGAGGGUCCACACGGGCGAGAGGCCUUACGCCUGCCCCAAGUGCGGGAGGGAAUUCAGUGACUCGUCCGCCCUGCUGAAGCACCGGCGAAGCCACAGCGGGAAGCGACCCUACGCCUGCUCUGACUGCGGGAAGGGCUUCAUCCAGUCCUCCCACCUGCAGAGGCACCAGCGGGUCCAUACCGGGGAGAGGCCGUUCUCCUGCUCCGAGUGCGGGAAGGGCUUCAUCCAGUCCUCCCACCUGCAGAGGCACCAGCGGGUCCAUACCGGGGAGAGGCCGUUCUCCUGCUCCGAGUGCGGGAAGGGCUUCACUCGCUCCUCCCACCUGCAGAGGCACCAGCGGGUCCAUACCGGGGAGAGGCCGUUCUCCUGCUCCGAGUGCGGGAAGGGCUUCACUCGCUCCUCCCACCUGCAGAGGCACCAGCGGGUCCAUAGAGGGGAGAGGCCGUUCUCCUGCUCCGAGUGCGGGAAGGGCUUCACUCGCUCCUCCCACCUGCAGAGGCACCAGCGGGUGCACACUGGAAGGAAACCAUGGAAAUGUUGGGUCUGUGGGAAGGGAUUUAGUUUCUCAUCUGCAUUGGAAACGCAUCGAAAUGUUCACACCGGGGAGAGGCCUUUCACCUGCUCCAUGUGCGGGAAGGGUUUCACUCAGUCCUCCAGCUUGCUGAAACACCAGCGGGUCCACACCGGGGAGAAGCCGUUCACCUGCUCCGUGUGCGGGAAGGGCUUCACCCAGUCGUCCAACCUGCUGAGGCACCAGCAAGUCCACACGGGGGAGAGGCCGUUCGCCUGCUCGGAGUGCGGGAAGGCGUUCACGCAGGCGUCCAACCUGCUGAGGCACCAGCGCGACCACACGGGCGAGAGGCCCUUCACCUGCUCCGAGUGCGGGAAGGGCUUCACCCAGUCGUCGCAUCUCCUCAACCACAGGCGGGUCCACACCGGUGAGAGGCCGUUCACCUGCUCCGAAUGCGGGAAGACGUUCACCCAGGCGUCCAACCUGCUGAUGCACCAGCGCGCUCACAGUGGGGAGAGGCCAUUUACCUGCUCCGUGUGUGACAAGGGUUUUAAUGACUCUUCCACCCUUCUGAGGCACCAGAGGAUCCACACAGGGGAGAAGCCAUUCACCUGCUGUCAGUGUGGGAAGGCGUUCAUUCAUUCGUCUAACCUACUGCGACACCAGAGAGGGCACAAGUGAUGGCGUUGGGGGUGGGGAUUGGAUUCAGCUGUGAGUUGCAUCCAGGACUGACCCAUUUUCGUUCCGACAUCGGGAGGGGGCCGGAGGGUUUUCCUUUCGGUUCAGGCCAUUCAGCCCAUCGGGUCCACACCGACCCUCCGAAGAGCCUCCCCUCCUUACCCCGUCCCUGUAACCCCGCGUUUCCCAUGGCUAACCCCACCUAGUCUGCACAUUGCUGGACGGGCACUAUGGGGCAGCUUAGCACUGGGGAGGGGAUGGCCUAAUGGUAUCGUGGCUGGACUGUUAAUCCAGAGACCCUGAAAAUGUUCCAGGAAGCUGGAAUCGAAUCCCACCACAAGCAGAUGGUGGAAUUUGAAUUCAGUGAAUAUCUGGAAUUUAGAUAUUAAUUCCAGUACCAAUUGUCAGGAAAAACCCAUCUGGUUCACUAAAAGCCCUUUGGGGAAGGAAACUGCUGUCCUCACCUGGUCUGGCCUACAUGUGACUCCAGACCUACAGCAAUGUGUUUGACUCUGAUCUGCCCCCUGGGCAAUUAGGGAUGGGCAGUAAAUGCUGAUCUAGCCAGUAACACCCUCAUCCUGUGAAUGAAUAAAGACAGUCCACCCUAGCCUGCACAUCUUUGGACUGUGGGAGGAAACCGGAGCACCCGGAGGAAACCCAUGCAGACACGGGGAGAAUGUGCAAACUCCACACAGACAGUUGCCCGAGACUGGAAUCGAACCUGGGUCCCUGGAGCUGUGAGGCUGCAGUGCUAACCACUGAGCCACCGUGCUGCCUGCUUUGAGCCCAGGGCUGCACAUUUCCACUGAAAUGAUGCACAGAAGCUGAGGAGGGGUAUAUAUUUCAUCCUGGGUGGGAGACAGCAUUCUCCCUCCUGCAAUUAGCCAGUCUAAAAUAAAUGCAUUUGUACAUUUUGUGCAAAAGGAAGAACAAUAUGGAUUGGGACAAUGAGGGCUUGGAAUGAAAUAAUACUCCGUGGGAGCUACCAGCAAGAUGGGACUGGGGUGAAGGUAGAGCUGGAAAAUCUUUCACGUUCGUGCUUCGUCUGUGACUUGAAGCUGUUUGUGUGUAACUGCGAGCUCUUGACACUCAUUCAGGAGGAGAAAAGGUCGAGUGGACGUGACCCCACGCAGGGCUGGAAGUGAACUGGAGAAUGACAGAGGGAAUCUGAAUGAGAGUCAGUGUGAGAACUGCUCUCCCCCUUUCAGGGUCCUUGGCACCGGCUUUGUCAGUCGGAAACAUCGAUUCUCUCUGUGUCUCUCUCUCUCUCUCUCACACACACACACACUCACACACACACUCACACUGUCUCUCUCUCUCUUACACUCACACACACUCACUGUCUCUCUCGCUCUCUCUCUCGCGCUCUCUCUCUCUCUCUCUCUCUCUCGCUCUCGCUCUCUCUCUCACACACACACUCACACUGUCUCUCUCUCUCUCACACACACACACACUCACUGUCUCUCUCUCUCUCACACACACACACACACACACACACACACACACACACACACA
Molecule: messenger RNA, 4049 nt
Organism: Stegostoma tigrinum
Lineage: Eukaryota; Metazoa; Chordata; Chondrichthyes; Orectolobiformes; Stegostomatidae
Product: zinc finger protein 135-like
Exons: 4
Coding region: 855-2537 (560 amino acids)
Biological process (GO): regulation of transcription by RNA polymerase II
Cellular component (GO): nucleus
Molecular function (GO): DNA-binding transcription factor activity, RNA polymerase II-specific; RNA polymerase II cis-regulatory region sequence-specific DNA binding
Source: RefSeq, a predicted model, not a curated record